AAGCACAUGCAGGACUUUGUUCCAGCCAGAGUCUGAGAGAAUCAAUCCACAGAAUCAUCGGCUCUCUUAUGGCACACCGUGAAAAUGACCCGGAUGAAUUUGCCAUUGGUGCCUGAGCUAUGCAAGUCAACAGCCCGUGGAGUGAAGGAGAUUAUCCGGAUACAUUGGGGCCGCACCAGCCAAUCCGGAGCUUUUCUGUUAGACAAGAUACGCUCCUCUGUCAAAGAGGAAGAAGGCGUGAAACAAACCAACAAACUAGCACCACUACUACUCUGCUGCGAUUUGCGACAAGCGAAUCGCGGCUAGCAGGAGUUGGAAAGUGGCGGCCCGAGCCAUGGCGACGCCCUGCCGCAUCCGCCGCCUGCUCGUCCUGCUCGCCGCCGUCGCCGUCGCGGCGUCUCACCCGGCACACGAGUUCUGCGCGGCCGCGGGAGGAGGAGGAGGAGGCGCCGGCGGCUGCGGAGGAGGAGGGGACGGCACGAGGAUCCUGAUCAAGGGCGGGACGAUGGUGAACGCGCACCGGGCGGAGGAGGCCGACGUCUACAUCGAGGACGGCGUCGUCGUCGCCGUCCGGCCGAACAUCCUGGUUGGUGACGAUAAUGUCAAAGUGAUCGAUGCAACCGGAAAAUAUGUCAUGCCAGGUGGAAUUGACCCGCACACCCACCUGGAGAUGGAGUUCAUGGGAACUGUAACCAUAGAUGACUUCUAUAGUGGUCAUGCAGCAGCCCUGGCUGGUGGGACGACAAUGCACAUUGACUUUGUCAUUCCAGUGAAUGGAAACUUGACUGCAGGCUUGGAAUCCUACAAACACAAAGCAGAAAAAUCUGCUAUGGAUUAUGGAUUUCACAUGGCCAUUACCAAGUGGAAUGAUGAGGUUUCAAGGGAAAUGGAAGUGAUGGUCAAGGAACAUGGUGGGUGCAUACUCUCUUCUGCAUUCUUGGAUUAUUCUGUUACAUAUUGUUACAUGACGAAGAUCCUCUGUGCCAAAUUUUCAGGGAUCAAUUCUUUCAAGUUCUUCAUGGCAUAUAAAGGUUCAUUGAUGGUGACGGACGACCUCCUCCUUCAAGGCUUACAGAAAUGCAAGUCUCUUGGUGCACUGGCUAUGGUUCAUGCAGAGAACGGGGAUGCUGUUGCUGAGGGACAGCAGCGGAUGAUUGAUCUUGGGAUAACUGGUCCAGAAGGGCAUGCUCUCUCAAGACCUCCAGUUUUGGAAGGCGAAGCAACUUCACGGGCAAUUCGAUUAGCAAAAUUCGUCAAUACACCGUUGUAUGUUGUUCACGUGAUGAGCACUGAUGCAAUGGAGGAGAUUGCCAAGGCUAAAAGAGAAGGCCAGAGAGUCAUUGGUGAACCUGUGGUAUCUGGGCUAGUCCUUGAUGAUUCUUGGCUUUGGGAUCCUGACUUCGCAACUGCUUCAAAGUAUGUGAUGAGUCCUCCAAUCCGGGAAGCAGGGCAUAAUAAAGCGCUUCAAGCUGCUCUUUCAUCAGGGAUAUUACAGCUUGUGGGAACUGAUCAUUGCACCUUCAAUUCCACUCAGAAAGCUUUCGGUUCUGAUGAUUUCAGGAAGAUUCCCAAUGGCGUAAAUGGUAUUGAAGAAAGGAUGCAUAUAAUUUGGGAUAGCAUGGUGGAGACCGGCAAGAUCACAGUCACCGAUUAUGUGAGAGUGACAAGCACAGAAUGUGCCAAGAUCUUCAACAUAUACCCGCGAAAAGGAGCAAUCCUCGAGGGAUCUGAUGCAGACAUCAUCGUCCUGAACCCCAAGAGGAGCUUCGCAAUGGGCACGCGCACACACCAUACGAGGUCCGACACGAACGUGUACGAGGGCAGGAAAGGAAAGGGAAUGGUAGAGGUGACCAUCUCAAGAGGGCGAGUGGUGUGGGAGGAUGGCAAUCUGAACGCCGUGCCCGGUGCAGGAAGAUACGUCAGGACACCGCCUUUCGGAUACCUCUUCGACGGCCUUGACAAGUCGGACGCCGUCUACAGGGCUUCCCUCCGAGCACCUGUACAGCGUGGUGAGGCUGCUGCUGCUGCUGCUUAACUGCGUGUUCCACGGCUGGUCUCAUUGCCCCACUGACGGUACCACUAUCCCAUCUGGUUCAAGGACAAAUUGCACCUAAAGGUGAACGCCGUCUGCUCCAUGUGUAGCUUCCUUGUACAUACAAAUCUGCCUCGUUUAUAUCCAGAUUCGGACAUAGGUGAAAUUGUAAAGUUAAUUAUGCAUACAAGGCACUUCAUUUAUUUUCUUGCGAAUAUAAAAAUCACAUUUCUGAUUGGGGAAAUUGCAAA
Triticum dicoccoides is the source of this 2283-nucleotide messenger RNA. RefSeq names its product dihydropyrimidinase-like. Gene Ontology annotation, biological process: pyrimidine nucleobase catabolic process. Gene Ontology annotation, cellular component: cytosol; cytoplasm. Gene Ontology annotation, molecular function: dihydropyrimidinase activity. The transcript is spliced from 12 exons. The record is from RefSeq and is a predicted model, not a curated record. Bases 335 to 2035 code for a protein of 566 amino acids. NCBI's taxonomy places the organism in Eukaryota, Viridiplantae, Streptophyta, Magnoliopsida, Poales, Poaceae.